GACUUGGGCGUUUGUGCUUGAAGCGGCGACACACCAAACAACAGAAAGCCCAAUCCCCAUCCACUAAACGUAGACGACUGGUGCUGAAACAGGAACGGGCUACUAAUCAAGGUGCAAAUGAAGCUCUAGAAGGAGACACAUAUCAGUCAGGAAUUGGUCACGGCGACAAUGUAGAUGUGGAACAGAUUCCAGAUUCCAUUCCAAGGGGCAAUUUUAAACCUGUCCAGUUACCAGGACCCCCAGCUGUUAUAUCUUUUGACUUGGAAAUAACAGGCCUGAUUAAAGACGGAGUGCUUCCGCAGAUUACACAGAUUGCUGCAGUGGAGUUACAGUCAGGAGAGCAGUUCAAUACAUAUGUUAAACCAACAGUUCCCAUUUCUGUGGCUGCAACAACUGUUACUGGCAUAUCAUUUUAUAAUGAGGAAAUGACAGUAAAUGGAACAAAAGUGCAAUCAGUGUCCAUAAAAACUGCUAUGGAUGAAUUUGUUAAUUGGAUAUCCAAAUUCAAAAGUGUAUGUUUAGUAGCUCACAAUGGUCGCAGAUUUGACUUUCCCAUUCUUGUGUCUACAUUAAAGAACAUUGGAGCUCAGGAUAAGUUAUCAGAAUGUGCAUUCAUUGACUCCAUGUCAGUGUUUCGAAAGCUUUAUCCGAACACAUCACUGAAACAAGUAGACCUUGUGUCAUCUUUACUUGGUGAAACAUACGAUGCACACAAUGCCAUGGGUGAUGUGGUUGCCCUUGGGAAAUUAAUCAAGUUUGUGAACCUCUCAAGUAGUGAUUUAAUGGCUCAUAGUUUUACUCAGUCAGCAAUUGCUAAUAACAUGGCUUUCAACAAAUCUAAAACACUCAAUUUGCCAUCAUUGAAUCCGUUGAUUUAUUCAGGUGUGAUAAAAAAACCUACCGCUGAAAACAUUGCUGGGUCUGGUCUGAAUAUAAAUCACUUAAAACUGUUGCAUAACAGAGGUGGGGAAGAUGCUUUAAAAGAUGUGUUUAUUUCAAAGAACUCAGAAGGCUUACCAGAGUCUCUAACAAUAAGAAAGUGUUGGAAGAGAUUGUACCACAAAUUGCUAAAUAUUUUGAAAAUCACUAGAUUUUUAUACUCUGGUAUAAUAACUGUUCAGGGACAAAAAUGUUUUCUGUACAUUUAUUUGUCUGUACAUCCACAGUGAUAAUUAAGGAAAUAACAAUAUAGGUGUUCUAUAUUUAUUGCAAUGUUCUUAUCUAUAAAACAUCAUACAAUGUAUUUACCAG
Molecule: messenger RNA, 1251 nt
Organism: Mercenaria mercenaria
Lineage: Eukaryota; Metazoa; Mollusca; Bivalvia; Venerida; Veneridae
Exons: 3
Coding region: 426-1169 (247 amino acids)
Biological process (GO): DNA catabolic process
Cellular component (GO): cytoplasm
Molecular function (GO): 3'-5'-DNA exonuclease activity; nucleic acid binding
Source: RefSeq, a predicted model, not a curated record